GCAGAGGAAAUGAUUUAUGAUGACGUUGAAAAUGGUGAUGAUGGUGGGAACAGCUCUCUGGAGUAUGGCUGGAGCUCGAGUGAGUUUGAAAGCUAUGAAGAGCAGAGUGAUUCUGAGUGCAAGAAUGGAAUUCCCAGCUCCUUUUUGCGUGGCAACCACAAGAAACAUCUUUCUCAUGACCUAACACGGUUAAAGGAGCAUUAUGAAAGAAAGAUGAGAGAUUUGAUGGCAAACACUGUGGGAGCAGUAGAGAUUCAGCAACUAAGGCAAAAACAUGAGCUGAAGAUGCAGAAGCUUAUGAGAGCUGCUAGAGAAGGCACCAAAGAUGGACUGGAAAAGACAAAAGCAGCUGUGAAGAAGGGUCGUUCCUUCAUUAGAACAAAAUCUUUCAUUUCCCAAGAUCACAGAUCAUCAUGUCUGGAAGAGGAAGAGCUCAAUUUGUUUAUUGAUGUGGACUGUGUGCAUACAGAAGCAAUUAUGACUCCCAUGCCUGAAGGAUUGUCCCAGCAGCAGGUGGUGAGAAGGUAUAUUUUGGGCUCUGUCGUUGACAGUGAGAAGAAUUAUGUGGAUGCUCUCAAAAGAAUCCUGGAGCAAUAUGAGAAGCCUCUUUCAGACAUGGAACCAAAAUUACUGAGUGAAAGGAAGCUUAAAAUGGUGUUUUAUCGGAUUAAGGAGAUCCUUCAGUGCCAUUCCAUGUUCCAGAUUGCCCUGGCGAGUCGCGUGUCCGAGUGGGACUCUGUGGAGAUGAUCGGGGAUGUCUUUGUUGCUUCAUUCUCCAAGUCCAUGGUGUUGGAUGCCUACAGUGAAUAUGUGAACAAUUUCAGCACAGCAGUAGGGAUCCUCAAGAAAUCCUGUGCCACCAAACCUGCCUUUUUGGACUUCUUAAAGCAGUGCCAGGAGUCAAGCCCUGACCGAAUCACACUCUAUGGUUUGAUGAUGAAACCUAUCCAGCGUUUUCCACAGUUCAUUCUACUUCUGCAGGAUAUGCUGAAGAACACUACUAAGGGCCAUCCUGACAGGUUGCCUCUGCAGAUGGCUCUCACAGAGCUGGAGACUCUGGCAGAGAAGCUGAACGAGAGGAAAAGGGAUGCAGAUCAGCGCUGCGAGAUCAAACAGAUAGCUAAGGCCAUGAACGAGCGUUACCUGAACAAGCUGCUCAGCAGUGGGAACAGGUACCUCAUACGCACUGAUGAUAUGGUGGAGACAGUCUACAAUGACAAAGGAGAAAUCAUCAAAACCAAGGAACGGCGACUCUUCAUGCUGAACGAUGUGCUGAUGUGUGCAACAGUAAAUAUUCGCUCUUCCUACGAAAGCAGUGGCACUUUGACAACUGGCCAGAGGUAUUUGUUGAAGUGGAGUGUGCCCCUGGGACAAGUGGAAGUCAUAGAGUAUGGCAGCAGUGAGGGCCAAGGAGACAACUGCAGGUUUCCACCCCAGCACACUGCUGAAAACGUCAUCCUGAACUCCAAGCCAAGUAAGUGA
Acanthisitta chloris (rifleman) is the source of this 1482-nucleotide messenger RNA. RefSeq names its product rho guanine nucleotide exchange factor 10-like. Gene Ontology annotation, molecular function: guanyl-nucleotide exchange factor activity. Gene Ontology annotation, cellular component: centrosome. Lineage: Eukaryota; Metazoa; Chordata; Aves; Passeriformes; Acanthisittidae. The transcript has 11 exons. The record is from RefSeq and is a predicted model, not a curated record. The annotation marks the transcript as partial. Gene Ontology annotation, biological process: positive regulation of stress fiber assembly; mitotic spindle assembly; actin cytoskeleton organization.